Molecule: messenger RNA, 579 nt
Organism: Cornus florida
Lineage: Eukaryota; Viridiplantae; Streptophyta; Magnoliopsida; Cornales; Cornaceae
Exons: 1
Coding region: 46-405 (119 amino acids)
Source: RefSeq, a predicted model, not a curated record
ACAUCUUUCCAAAGCCCUAGUUCACCAAUACUCCAUCACAUAUAAAUGCCUCUGUCCUUUGCUCACUCCAUAUUCCAACGACUCUCCGCUGUGCGGCCGCCACUGCUCUACGCCGCCAUAUGGACGGUUCUUCUGAUGGCGAUGGUGGCAGUGGCCUCGUUCGCAACCGAGAUUUCUUUUGUCUCCGCCGUAUCGCCGUCUUCAUCCUUCUCGCGGUCUUGUAAUGCAGGUGGAUUAUUCAUCAGGAUUCCGAUGGACGUUCCCGGAGAGAUGCUGUGCGUGCCGGCGAAGCUGGUGAAGAGGUCCGUGUUCGACUUUUUGGUGCCAACCAUUUUCGCAGCUACGGUUGUGGCCGGUUCGGUUUGCGUCCUUCGAUCCUUGUGCUUGUGGGAAGACUCAGUAUGAGCAAAUUAUUAUUAUUAUUAUUAUUUGUUUUUUUUUGUAUGAGCAAUUGAAAUGGUCAUUUCAAAUAGUCAAAAAUGAUUUGCUACUUACUCCUUCUGGUCAUAGCAUUCGCGUGCACUGCACGUGAUCUAUAGUGUUUUACUACCGCACGUGGUCAUAAUUGUAAGCCUUGCA